UAACAAUCAUUUUAUUUCAUUUUUAUUCAGGAAAUAGGUGGUACUGUCCCCUAUUUCACAAAACCCAUUUUGUUUGUUUAGUUAUAAAAAACAAGAUGGUUUUAGUUGUCCUUUUGGGCAUAUUAGCAUUAGGAUUCGGGGCAGUGACAUCGCAAAAUACUGAUGGAUUAUAUGAGCUGAAUAUCGUUCAUUUCAAUGAUUUUCAUGCACAUUUUGACGAAGUCAGCCCCGAAGGCACGGCGUGCAACCCAUCAGAGGCGCCGUGCGUCGGGGGCUUCGCGCGACUGUACACCGCCGUCCAGCAGUCCUUAGAGGCGGAGCCCGAGUCCAUUGUACUCAACGGAGGAGACACCUUCCAAGGCACCAUCUGGUACAACUUCCUGAGGUGGAACGUCAGCCAACACUUCAUGAAUUUGCUGCCUCAUGACGCUCAUGUACUAGGAAACCAUGAGUUCGAUCACGGCAUCGAAGGCUUGCUGCCCUACCUGGAGCGUCUGAACGCUCCCAUGUUGGGCGCCAACGUCAACUCAACCUUCGAACCUGAGAUAGGGCAGUACAUUAAGAACCACGUCAUAAUCACUCGCCAGGGAAGACGGAUCGGCAUCAUUGGAGUGCUGUUGAGAGUUUUUUCAGCUCCAAUCGGAGAUCUGAUCAUCGAAGAUGAGGUGACGGCCAUCAACAGGGAAGCGGCCAUCUUGACAGAACAAGGCGUCGACAUAAUCAUUGUUCUCUCGCACGUUGGCUUCGAUUCUGACUUGAACAUGGCCCAAAGGGUGUCCGCAGACGUAGACAUAAUCGUGGGAGCUCACUCUCACACGUUCCUGUACACUGGCGAGCCUCCGAGCACCCACACGCCUUUCAGCGACUACCCUACGGUCGUUACACGCACUGACGGGCAUAGGAUUCCCGUGGUGCAAGCGUCUUGUUACACGCGGUACUUGGGCAACAUCAAGCUAUUCAUCGACGACAACGGCAUCGUGCAGGACUGGGAAGGCCAGCCUAUUUUCCUGGGCACGUCCAUCAUUCAGGAUCCACAAAUGGUGCUAGAACUACAGCCGUGGAAGGAGAGCGUAGACGCGGUGGGCAAGGAAGUGCUGGGCGUGUCUCUGGUGACGCUCAACCGCUCGUGGUGCCGCGGCCGCGAGUGCAACAUGGGCAGCUGGGCCUGCGACGGCUUCCUGGAGGAGUUGAUGUCCAUGGCCACCGGCGACGAGUGGAACUACGCCCACGUGUGCCUCAUCAAUUCCGGCGGCCUGAGAGUGCAGAUCGCGCCGGGAAAUGUAACAACAGAAGCCCUUCUGAUGGCGAUGCCGUUCGAGAACUACGUGCAAGUGUACGACCUGAAGGGCGAGUACCUACUGGAAGCGCUGGAGUUCUCCGUCGCAGUGUCCGUGUCCAGCGGUAGCCUGGAUACUGGGAGAAUGCUGCAGAUUGGAGGGAUGCGCGUAGUUUACAACAUAUCGCAGCCUAUUGGCUCGCGAGUUGCGUCGGCUAGGAUCAGGUGCAUCGACUGCGACGUGCCCGAGUAUUUACCACUCGACGUCAACGCCACCUACCGCGUCGUAUCACAGGACUAUAUCGGCGAGGGAGGCAGCGGGUUCACGAUGUUAGCCGAGCAUAGAGAGAAUCUAAUCCGCAUGCAAGUAGACUACGUGUUAAUGCAAGACCACAUGCGGCGACAGGGCACCGUCGUGCAGGACCUCGACGGACGCAUACAGGUCGUCACGUGAACAAAACAAUA
Messenger RNA from Ostrinia nubilalis (European corn borer), 1741 nucleotides. RefSeq names its product apyrase-like. Gene Ontology annotation, biological process: AMP catabolic process. Gene Ontology annotation, molecular function: 5'-nucleotidase activity; nucleotide binding; metal ion binding. Lineage: Eukaryota; Metazoa; Arthropoda; Insecta; Lepidoptera; Crambidae. Bases 96 to 1730 code for a protein of 544 amino acids. The record is from RefSeq and is a predicted model, not a curated record. The transcript has 11 exons. Gene Ontology annotation, cellular component: plasma membrane.